AUGGCAACCUUUCUGGAGUUUAUUCAGCAAAAUGAAGACAGAGAUGGAGUCCGGUUCAGCUGGAACGUUUGGCCAUCCAGCCGUUUGGAGGCCACAAGAAUGGUGGUGCCAGUAGCCUCCCUCUUCACACCAAUAAAAGAGAGGCCAGAUCUGCCCCCUAUUCAAUAUGAGCCUGUCCUCUGUAGCCGAACCACCUGUAGAGCUGUUCUGAACCCUCUUUGUCAAGUGGAUUACCGGGCAAAACUCUGGGCUUGCAAUUUCUGUUAUCAGAGAAAUCAGUUUCCUCCAACAUAUGCUGGCAUCUCUGAAAUGAACCAGCCCGCAGAACUCCUGCCACAGUUCUCCAGCAUUGAAUAUGUGGUCCAGCGAGGUCCUCAAAUGCCAUUAAUCUUCCUUUAUGUUGUGGACACAUGCAUGGAAGAUGAAGAUCUUCAGGCUCUGAAAGAAUCAAUGCAAAUGUCUCUUAGCCUGCUCCCUCCAACCGCUUUGGUGGGACUCAUUACCUUUGGUCGCAUGGUCCAUGUACAUGAACUUGGCUGUGAAGGCAUCUCUAAAAGCUAUGUUUUCCGUGGAACCAAAGAUCUGUCUGCAAAACAGCUUCAGGAAAUGUUAUCUCUUACAAAGGCUCCUGCUGCUCAGCCAGGACGUGGACCACAAGUUCAGCAGCCUCCUCCAUCAAACAGAUUUUUACAGCCAGUUCAAAAAAUUGAUAUGAAUCUUACUGAUCUUUUGGGGGAGCUCCAGCGAGAUCCAUGGCCUGUCCCACAGGGCAAGAGACCUCUGAGAUCCUCAGGGGCUGCACUUUCUAUUGCAGUUGGACUUCUUGAGUGCACCUUUCCUAAUACUGGGGCUAGGAUCAUGAUGUUCAUUGGAGGACCAGCCACACAAGGCCCUGGUAUGGUUGUGGGGGAUGAGCUGAAGGCUCCCAUCCGUUCCUGGCAUGAUAUUGAAAAGGACAAUGCAAAGUACGUGAAGAAAGCAACAAAGCAUUUUGAAGCUUUGGCAAACCGUGCAGCUGCCUCUGGUCAUGUAAUAGACAUCUAUGCCUGUGCUUUAGAUCAGUCUGGCCUCCUGGAAAUGAAAUGCUGUCCAAAUAAUACAGGUGGUUACAUGGUGAUGGGAGACUCCUUCAACACCUCCCUUUUCAAACAGACAUUUCAGAGAGUUUUUACUAAAGAUGCGCAGGGCAACUUCAAGAUGGCAUUUGGUGGUACUUUAGAAAUCAAGACAUCAAGAGAGAUAAAAAUAUCAGGUGCUAUUGGACCCUGUGUAUCCCUGAAUGCCAAGGGGCCCUGUGUUUCUGAAAAUGAGAUUGGUACGGGUGGGACGUGUCAGUGGAAAAUUUGUGGCCUUAGUCCGACCACAACCCUGGCCGUAUACUUUGAAGUGGUUAAUCAAGUAAGUAAAUAA
This is a messenger RNA of Staurois parvus, 1410 nucleotides long. The record is from the annotation of a GenBank genome assembly. NCBI's taxonomy places the organism in Eukaryota, Metazoa, Chordata, Amphibia, Anura, Ranidae.